AGCACUGUAAGCACAGCAAAUACAUCAUGUGAGAGCAGCUUGAACUUGCAUUUUAUUUGCAUCUAAAAUAUGGGUCCUUGUAAUGUAAAUUUCUUCUGUAACACAAAGGAGGAGUCUGAGAAUCUUAAAGAACUGUCAGAAUAUACAUAAUAUAAAACAGAUCUCUACUGGGUUCCACUGAGGAGAGACUGAGAAAAUGGCGAUGUUGAAUUUUUUGGCUGUUCUCUCUGCUGUUCUGAUGUACGGCUGCACUCAGAGUGUUAACAAUCCGGUCGACUGUUCAGACCUUUAUAUAUCAGGACAAACAGUCAGUGGGAUUUACUCCAUCUAUCUAACAGGUGGCGUUCCUGUCAAGGUUUACUGUGAGAUGAUCUCAGGUGGGAAUAAUGAAGACAAUGGAGAAUGGACGGUGAUUCAGAGGAGAAUGGACGGCAGUGUGAAUUUCUAUCGGCCAUGGGAUCAGUACAAGACAGGAUUUGGAAAUGUGGAAAGUGAAUAUUGGCUGGGGCUGGAGAACAUGUACCAGCUGACACAUAACAGGAACUACAUGCUGAGAGUGGAUCUGGAGGACUUUGAUGGAAAUAAAGUUUUCGCUAUUUACUCCUCUUUCUCUGUGGGUCCUGAAGCUGCUGGGUAUAAUCUACAAGUUUCAGGCUUCAAUAAUGGAGGAGCAGGUGACUCUUUAUCCUUCCAUGAUGGAUUAAAGUUCUCCACCUUUGACAAAGACCAAGAUGUCAAUGUAAAAAACUGUGCCAAAAGUUAUCUUGGGGGAUUUUGGUACUCAUCCUGUCACAAAGCAAACCCCAAUGGAGUGUAUUUAUGGGGUGAAGAUCCCACCCAUUAUGCCAUUGGAAACGUUUGGUACACCUGGAAGGAUUAUGCAGUCAGUAUGAAAUCCAUCAACAUGAAGAUCAAACGUGUGUCUGAGAAAUAA
This is a messenger RNA of Carassius auratus (goldfish), 934 nucleotides long. RefSeq names its product microfibril-associated glycoprotein 4-like. Gene Ontology annotation, biological process: elastic fiber assembly. The transcript has 5 exons. NCBI's taxonomy places the organism in Eukaryota, Metazoa, Chordata, Actinopteri, Cypriniformes, Cyprinidae. Bases 197 to 934 code for a protein of 245 amino acids. The record is from RefSeq and is a predicted model, not a curated record.